AUGUCAACUUCACAGCAAAUCCCAAGCAACGAUUCUAUAUACGGAAUUCAAGUUUAUCGGACUUUUGUACCUGUUUGCAGUUUAUCAACACUGCAGGCGUUUAUUCCAUUUUUGUACAUUAUCCCGACCGUCAUCGUGAUGAUCACUAUUCUGAUAAAAUAUAAAAUAGCAAAAGCAACCACAAACACUAUCAUGGAUCGUAACAUUUUUGCUUUCAUUAUGUUUUACUUUUUGUUUAACACGUUGUUUUUUGUUGGAGACUACGCUCAUCUCAACCUUCCAUCCGCUGGAUUCAUUACUUCAUGGUGUGUUGAUGUUAAACCUAACCGAUUAUUUUCUUUGAUUAUUACAUACACUCAUGCAUCUAGUUAUGGAGUUUUAAUAUGUCCAUUUAUGAUUUGUCUAAUGAGAUUGACAAUUAUGAUGUCCCCACGACAUCACGAAAGGUACUGUCAGCUUAUUAUGUACAGAUUUGCUAUUCCAUUUUUGUUUCUUGCCCCAUUUGCUUUAUCCAUAUUCAAUAUAACUGGCGUUGGAUUUUGCAAACAAUUAGAUGAACCAUUCAGUUUUGGAUCUUUGAUUCUUUUUGAAGGAGAGCAAUAUGCAAAAAUUAAUUCGGUUAUUCAACUAAUUUUUUCAAGUUCCAUCUUCUUUUUCAACUUUUCAAUGAGUGCAUUUAUGUUCUAUAAACUUCGUCGCACGCAAGCCGAGUCUGUGUCUGUAAGGACAAGAGAAUUGACAAGAAAAGCUGAAUUUUCAUUGUUCUUGGCAGUUGCGUCAAGUGUGGUUCCAAUAAUUACAAACUCGAUUUGUUCGAUCACAUUUUUAUUCAACCGUCCAUAUUGGUAUCAUGUUUUGUUUCUUCGUCCAAUAGGCAAUGAUUAUGAGACUGUUAUGAUGCCAUGGGUUCUAUAUCUAACACAUCCAAUGUUUGGACCAAAGAAACAGCAACUUAAACCUAGCGGUGCAUCAAGCGUUUUUGUUUCAACUUGCUUAAAUCAAAGAAAAAGUGAGAGAGCUUAG
Caenorhabditis elegans is the source of this 1023-nucleotide messenger RNA. RefSeq names its product Serpentine Receptor, class U (gene sru-31). The record is from RefSeq and is marked reviewed. The coding region runs from base 1 to 1023 and encodes 340 amino acids. NCBI's taxonomy places the organism in Eukaryota, Metazoa, Nematoda, Chromadorea, Rhabditida, Rhabditidae. The transcript is spliced from 4 exons.